AUGGUUCUAAUAUGGCUUGAGUUGAUCGCCAGUGCAGUUAUUGGAGGGCUCGGUUGGGGUUAUGUUCGUGGAACUAUUCGUCCAGGCUUUCUAAUAUACUUCUUCAUUUUGUUCCUAUGGGUGUUUCAGAUCCAUUGUAUUAUGCAAAUUAUUGUCAACCGAAUCGCCCUCCUACACGUUUCACCAACCAUCGUUCGACGACUGAAAUGGGGCAUCUUUAGUAUUCUUGCUCUUAUCAACAUUUCAGUCUUUUGUAUCUGGAUACCCGCUCGCCUGCAAAUCAGCCAGACAUAUAUCGAUAUCAACGAUGUUUGGGAUCGAAUUGAGAAAGGCAUUUUUGCAGUCGUCGAUUUGGCUUUGAACCUCUACUUUGUCUAUCUAGUCCGUUCUUCUCUCAUCGCAUACGGCCUCAACAAAUAUGUUGUGCUAUAUCGCUUCAAUCUGAUCAUGGUGGUUAUCUCCAUCUCCAUGGAUAUCCUCAUUAUUGGCUCAAUGUCAUUACGGAACACCUUCUUAUACGUCGAAUUCCACCCUCUUGCGUAUUUGGUCAAGCUACAUAUCGAGCUGUCCAUGGCUGAGCUCAUUGCAAAGAUCGUCAAGGCAUCUGGGCCGAAUCUAGCUCCUUGUCGUUGCGCCUGUCAUGAUGAACCCAACCACAUAUUCCUCCAUCAAAUGCAAUCUCGACAUAGUGCUCCAGCAACGACCAACCUUACGUCUCCCACCAUUGGAAGACUCCGCCGCUCUUGGCCGACCUUUACAAAGAAUACACACAAUCGGGAGAAGCGACGCGGAGUAGGACGACUCAUGUCGCUGACCUCAACUCGGAAGACCUCACGGAAGAAGCCAAGUACCAAAGACAGCAAACCACAACAAGAAGCCUGGAAGUCAGACACCAACGUACUGAGAGAUUGUGGCUCGCAAAGCAUGCCAAGCUCCGUGGAACAAUCCAAUAAAGAAUCUCAUUCGCACAACGACUGA
Messenger RNA from Fusarium poae, 978 nucleotides. RefSeq lists its product as uncharacterized. The transcript has 5 exons. Lineage: Eukaryota; Fungi; Ascomycota; Sordariomycetes; Hypocreales; Nectriaceae. The coding region runs from base 1 to 978 and encodes 325 amino acids. The record is from RefSeq and is a predicted model, not a curated record.